Molecule: messenger RNA, 846 nt
Organism: Nothoprocta perdicaria
Lineage: Eukaryota; Metazoa; Chordata; Aves; Tinamiformes; Tinamidae
Exons: 3
Coding region: 79-846 (255 amino acids)
Source: RefSeq, a predicted model, not a curated record
UGAUGCAGAGAUGCAAUGCACUAUAAACCCUUUUUUCCCCCCCACUAACUCUGCAAGUUUCUGUAGCUCAUGCAAUAAAUGGCCGAGAAAGCCCAUUUAAUGCCAAGAGAUGAAGAGGAAACCCAAAAUAAUGCUGAUGAAGAGUCAUUCCAGAGCUGUGAUGUUGUGGCAGCACCCUCCUCUUGCCCUGCCAGUCCUUCAUUAGCCGGUCUCCAUGAAGUCCAGGCAAACUCAGCAGUGUCAGAAAGACCUUCCAUUCUCUCUAGCCUGGCCAUGGCUCAGGCAGAAGCCCCUGCUGGACCAGAGUGUGUCACUGGAGACAAGGCAAAAAGCAGAGCCUCUGGGCUCCUCAAGGAUCUCUCAACAGAUGACAAUAUGUUGUUAGGUGACUCGUCUCAUCACAGGUCACUGCAAUCUGGAGUACAAGGACACAUCCUCUACAUGCCCAGAAAGCCUCUGCUGGGACCGCAGCCAAAAUUUGGAAGAGUCACAGCUUCCAAGGGCUUCCCACAGCUCUCAGGAGUUGCAAACUGUUGCUGCCGURCUAGUAAGCAAAUUUGGUUGCUGUCAUAUGAUAUGGUCUCCUAUAGCCUGGGUCAGGCAUUUUGGAUGAAGACCACAAAAGUAAUGGAGACCUUAGAAAAGAGGAAACAGGAGGAAAAGGAGAAGUAUCGUCUCCAUCUGGCUAUGUACCGAAGACUUCUGCUUUUGCGCUCAAUCAGGAGUUUGCACAAACAGCUGGAGCAGCAGCAGGCCAGGUUGCAGGAAUGCUAUGGUACAGUAAUAAAUACCAAGAAAGAAGUGUUGAAACACAUUCACUCAGCCUCGCCCUCACCUUCACCAUAA